CGACCGCGUCACUUGUUCGGUUUUAUUGUAAUUUUUGAGUUAUUUAUUAUUUGUUAGUAUUAUUUCAUGUUAUAUCGAUGUUAUGUUUGAAAUUUAACUUGAUGUUCUGUGUUAAUUCUAUUUGCUAUAUGUAUCACAUAAAAUAACCUAUACUUCUAAUAUAGUACUAUAUCAUUAAAACUUAUUACAAUACAAUUAAUACACUAAAAUGGGAGAUAAGUCCACCCCACUUUUAGCUGUACUGCAACUUCUCCGAAAAUAUGAUUUGAAAGGCACAGAAGAACUUUUAAGGAAAGAAGCAAACUUAGGAGAUGUUGAAUACGACAACUUAGAUUUGCCAGAAGUAGAACUUGCCAGUAUACUUACUGCUCAUCACACAGAAAGUGAUCCAUAUAGCUAUGAGUUUGCUUAUGAUAGUCUUAAAAAGUUCGUUGAAAAUUCUCUAGACAUUUACAAGUAUGAAUUAUCAACACUUCUUUACCCAGUGUUUGUGCAUAUGUAUUUGGCACUAAUAUUGUAUGACCACAAUGAACAUGCUUAUAAGUUCUUUGAAAAAUUUGGCCUAGAACAGGAAGAUUAUUAUCAAGAGGAUUUAACUCGUCUCUCAAUUGUGAAACAUAAAGAUCAAAUUAAAGGAAAUGAAAUUGCAGAAAUAUACAGCUCAAACAAAUUUCAAGUUCAAGUAUCUCGAGAUGCAUCUACACAGCUUAAGAGAUAUUUACAUGAACAGAAGAGUUCACCGGUGAUUAUAAAUAUCUUAAAUAAUCACAUACAAAUUGAUAUACAUGAUGGACCAGGUCGAACACAAGCACAAGUGAGAGCUACUAUUGGGGGGCUACUAGGUGAAGCUUCUAGAAACGAAAAUCGCACAAAAGUGUAUUAUGGAUUAUUAAAAGAACCUGACAUACAAGUCCUUCCACCACCCAUUGAAGAUGAAGAGGAAGCAGAGGAGACCCCAGAUAAACCCAAAAAAAAGAAGGCCAAAAAGGACAAUAUUUUUCUCAAAAAACCUAAAUCUGAUCCCAAUGCACCACCAAAUGACAGAAUUCCCUUGCCAGAGUUGAAAGAAACAGACAAGCUGGAAAAGGGUAAAGCCAUAAGAGAAGCUGCAAAACGUGUUCAACUUGGACCAGAGAGUCUACCAUCUAUUUGCUUUUACACUCUCUUAAACAGCGGCCAUACAGCCAUAUGUGCUGAUAUCUGUGAUGACUCAACACUGCUUGCCGUUGGCUUCAACAACUCUUAUAUUAAGGUUUGGACUUUGACUACAAUAAGAUUAAGAGGAAUGAAAUCAGCUGAAAAGUUGCAAGACAUCGACAGAGAAGCUGGUGACGUCUUAGUGAGGAUGAUGGAAGAGAAGGACAGAGAUACAUGCCGUACACUAUACGGCCACUCGGGAUCAGUAUUCAAAGUGGCAUUCGAUCCUUUCAAAACUUUGUUACUAUCAUGCUCUGAAGAUUCCACAGUCCGGCUAUGGUCCCUGCAGUGUUGGUCGUGCCUAGUGGCGUACCGUGGCCACGCUUGGUCGGUUUGGGACGUACGUUGGUCGCCUCAUGGCCACUACUUCGCCAGCGCCGGGCACGACCGGACCGCACGCCUCUGGGCCACCGACCACCAUCAACCGCUCCGAAUAUUCGCUGGACAUCUUUCUGACGUCGAUUGUGUUCAAUUCCAUCCAAACUCGAAUUACAUAGCAACGGGAUCCAGCGACCGCACCGUAAGACUAUGGGACUGUUUGACGGGAACGCAAGUACGGAUCAUGACCGGUCACAAGACAACUCCAUAUACCGUUGCCUUUUCUGUAUGUGGUCGUUGGAUAGCUUCAGGCGGCGCGGGGGGAGAGAUAGUUGUAUGGGAUAUUUCUACCGGUCUACCAAUGAGCACUCUGCCUCCAAUGCAUGUAGCGCCUGUUCACGCCUUAGCCUUCAGUCGAGACGGCACUAUCUUAUCUUCAGGUUCAUUGGACUCCACAAUCAAACUGUGGGAUUUCACAUUGAUUACGGAUGAAAGUCUGACGGAAGAGACAGGUUCAAGUACUGUCACACAAAAAGAAGAGAAGGUUCUCUUGCGUUCGUUUGCGACGAAGAAUUCGCCAAUCAAGCAUUUGCAUUUCACCCGUCGCAACCUUUUAUUGGCUGUAGGGUCAUAUGAAGGAAGUUCCUAAUGAUAACUACAAUGUAAUCGAAAAGAAAUGUUUUUUAUUUACGACAUAUAUUAUUGUAAUUGUAAGAAAAAUGUCCUUUCCGAUGUAAUAAACUGAAUGAUUAAAUUCAA
Molecule: messenger RNA, 2274 nt
Organism: Danaus plexippus (monarch butterfly)
Lineage: Eukaryota; Metazoa; Arthropoda; Insecta; Lepidoptera; Nymphalidae
Gene: Taf5
Product: transcription initiation factor TFIID subunit 5
Exons: 12
Coding region: 209-2164 (651 amino acids)
Biological process (GO): transcription initiation at RNA polymerase II promoter
Cellular component (GO): transcription factor TFIID complex
Molecular function (GO): RNA polymerase II general transcription initiation factor activity; protein binding
Source: RefSeq, a predicted model, not a curated record